AUGAGCGCCGGGGCUCAUCCCUGGUGGGGGCGUAUUAGCACUCGGGGUGCUAUCAAGGAUAUAUAUGCCGAUGAAGUUACUUCCACCAUCAGUCACUGUCUUGACUUACCUCAGCACUGCGGUGUGUUUUGUACAUACGAAUCGGUUGGCACAUCAUCAAACACAUGGGAAGAGCUAACAAGCGACGCAAGAAACGUCGCGGCAAUAUCCGUCGGUUUUCUUCUGGAGAAAACAGAAAGAUUAGCAGAGAUUGCGUCGUGGACAGAGAAAAGAAAGUUCGCAAUUUGUGACGUGUCCCAACGUCAAGCUGAUGACGAGGGAUAUAAUUAUCCUAGACCGGCAAAUCAACUUAUACCAGGUACUUCAGGAGGAACUGGUAAACCAGGAGGAUUUCUAACUGCUCCCGGAGGAUAUCCUUCUGGUGGUCCAGGUACACCUAGAGUUUCUGGAGAACAAGGAACUCCUGGUGGACAAUCUGGAAGACCAGGUGGUUAUCCAUCGGGACCGGGAUUUCCAGGACGCUCAGGCGGUGCUCAACCAGGGAGACAACAGCCUAGCUUUCCAUCAGGUCCAGGACCUUCGGAGGGAUAUCCUAGUAGACGACCAUCGAUUCCAUUUCCGAGCGGUGAACCAACAGGAAGGCCAGGAACGGGUCCCGGUAUAUCGAGUGGACCAAGUGGACCAGAAGGGUUUCCAACAGGGCCAAGUGGUGGAUAUCCUAGUGGCAGACCUGGUGGGCAAGAACCAGGUGGAUUUCCAAGUGCGCAAAGACCUUCCGGAUACCCGAGUGGUGGGCUCGAUCAGGGAAAACCAGGUCUUGGAUAUCCUACUGGUCGACCGGGUGGACAAGGACCAAGUGAAGGAUACUCUAGCGGUCAAGCUCCUGGAAGUUAUCCCGGUGAAGUACAAAAGCCUAGUGGCCCGGAAAGUGGAUAUCCUAGUGGAGGGCCAGGAACUGGCUAUCCUGGAGGUACUCAAAGAUCACCUAGCGGUCCAGGCCUUCAGGGAGGAUAUCCAGGAGGAACAAAUGGUCUCCAAAGUACUGGUCCACAAGGUGGACCCUCUACUAGCGGCUAUCCUAGUGGUAGACCAGAAGCGCAAAGACCAGGAGGUUAUCCAGGCGGCCCAGGUCCGCAAGGACCAGGAGGAUUCCCAGGUGGGCUAGGCCCGCAAGGAUCAGGAGGGUUCCCAAGUGGAUCAGGCCCGCAAGGACCAGGAGGAUUCCCAGGUGAACCAGGCCAGCAAGGACCAGGCCCACAAAGACCAGGAGGAUUUCUAGGUAGAUCAGGCCCGCAAGGACUAGGAGGAUUCCCAGGUGGGCCAGGUCCGCAAGCACCAGGUCCGCAAGCACCAGGAUUCCCAGGUGGACCAGGCCCGCAAGCACCAGGAUUUCCGGGAGCUGGUCAUCCAGUAGGUUCUGGCGGACCUGGCGAAUAUACACAUGAAGAUGAGGGAACAUAUGAUGAAGGUGAUUAUUCAGCUAUUCCUGGCGAACCUGGUCGCGAUUAUCCUAUAUACAGUGAAAUUCCGGAGACCAGUUUCCGUUGCGAUGCCCAACAAUUCCCUGGUUAUUAUGCCGAUGUGGAAGCUCAGUGCCAAGUUUUUCAUAUAUGUGCCAACAAUAAGACCUACGAUUUCCUUUGUCCAAACGGAACAAUUUUCCAUCAACAAUUUUUCGUUUGUGUAUGGUGGAAUCAAUUCGACUGUAACUCCGCGCCAAGCCUUUACUAUUUAAAUGAAAAUAUUUAUGACUACACCAUAAUGGGGGCACAAGAUCAAGGACCUGCAGGACCUUCUAGACCUAGUACUUAUCCAGGAGGUCCAGGUGUUCCUAGUGGUCCAGGAGGUCCAGGUGUUCCUAGUAGUCCAGGAGGUCCAGGUGUUCCUAGUAGUCCAGGUGGUCCAAGUUAUCCAGGAGGUCCAAGCGCUCCUAGUGGUCCGAGUUAUCCAGAAGGUCCAGGCGCUCCUGGUGGUCCGAGUUAUCCAGGAGGUCCUAGUGGUCCGAGUUAUCCAAGAGGUCCAGGCGCUCUUAGUGGUCCCAGUUAUCCAGGAGGUCCAAGCGCUCCUGGUGGUCCAAGUUUUCCAGUAGGUCCAGGCGUUCCUAGUGGCCCAAGUUAUCCAGAAAGUCCAAGCGGUCCUAGUUAUUCAGGAGGCCCACAACGUCCUGGCGGUCCAGGUUAUCCAGCAGAGGGACCUCAAGGUCCAUCAGGACCUCAAGGUCCGUCAAGGCCUGGCGGUCCAGGUUAUCCAGGAGAAUUGGGAGCUCCAUCCGGUCCGAGACUGCAAAGUAAACCAGGUCCUGGAUAUUUAGGUCCGCCAUCAGGAUCAUCUGGUCCUCAAGGGCCUCAAGGGCCAGGUGGACCAGGAUAUCCUAGAAGACCUGAAGGAUCUAGUGGUCCGGGACCAUCGACGAGACCUCAAGGACCAUCGAUGAGACCUCAAGGACCUAGUGGUCCGGGAUAUCCAGCACCAGGUGGACCAUCUCCAGGAUAUCCAGGACAAACUCAAGGACCCACUGGUCCACAAGGUCCAAACUUCCCGAGUGCACCAGGUCGUCCACAAGGCCCAAAUGGAUAUCCCAGCGGUAGACCAAGUGGUCCAGCAUUCCCAAGUGGGUCUUCCGGGCCAGGAGGUAUCCCUGGAAAACCUGAGACAGGUUCACCGUUCCCACCGCAAGGACCAGCGAAGCCUGAUCGUGAGUACUUGCCGCCGCGGAUUGGAUAAACAUGAAGCUUGUAAUAAUGAAACUUACGGUACCUAACGACAACUUUCGUUAAUGCCGGAUGACGUGUAAA
Atta colombica is the source of this 2795-nucleotide messenger RNA. RefSeq names its product collagen alpha-1(I) chain-like. The record is from RefSeq and is a predicted model, not a curated record. NCBI's taxonomy places the organism in Eukaryota, Metazoa, Arthropoda, Insecta, Hymenoptera, Formicidae. Gene Ontology annotation, molecular function: chitin binding. Gene Ontology annotation, cellular component: extracellular region.